AGUCUCACCCGCGCCGAACUCCAAGAAACCACAGCAGCCAAGCUCUGACCGAUAGCUUUCGGUAGGCUGGUCAGGGAGGCCAGGAUCUUAUCCAGGCGCUUUUCAACAUUUUGCAAGCAGCUCAUGAGAUAUGACGGACUUGGCCUAUGAACCGGUGGUCUUCACCAAAGAUGACCACCUCCUCACCACGGAGCCGGAGUCCCAGGAGGAGUCCAGAGAGCUUCUGCAGCUCCGGGAGCAGGUUUCGCAGCUCACGGCGGAGCGGGCGGCCAAGGAGGCGCAGCUCCGGGACUUGCUGCGGGUGGCCGAGCACGUGCGCGCCCAGGAGGCGGCACGCAGAGCUGCCGAGGAGAAGCUGAAGAUGGCCGAGCAUGCUGCGGAGGCCGACGCUGCCGAGAAGGACCGUCGCUACAACGAGCUUUUCCACAUGGUUUGCCAGGUGGAUCGGGAGGUGGCGCUGCGCCGAGAGGCGGAGCGGCGCCUCGAGACAGCCACCGCGUCAGCCAGGGAGGCGGUGGCCAAGUCGCAGGAGGAGGCGCUGGCCGCCCAGGCCCGCGCCGCCGAGGCCGAGGAGCGUGCUAGUGUGCUUGAGGAGGGACGCCUUCAGCUGGAGGCCCGGCUGGCGGAGAAGGAGGCGCAGCUGGCGCCCUUGAGAUCGCAGCUGGCGAAGGCCACGCAGUCCGCCAGCGAGAACCGGAUCUUGAGCAACUCCUUGCAGGACCAGCUGGCCUCGGUGGUGAAGACCUCGGAGGCCCGGGCCGCCGCCUGCGCGGAGGCGAAGGCGCGCUGCAGCGCGGCGGAGCAGCAGACCCUGGCGGCGCGCCAGGAGGCGCAGCGCUUCACGGCCCGCAUCACCGCCGUGGAGAAGGACUACGACGACGUCCGCGAGCAGUUGGACGCAGCGCGGCGCGGCUACGCGGACUUACAAAAGGCCUACGACGAGGCGGGCGGCGUGCUCUGCGAGCGCUUCGGGGAGGCCAAGCGUACCCAAGAGACGGUGGAGUCCCUGCACAACGAGGUGGAGGCCCUGCAGUCAGAGGCCUCGGAGCUGCGGGGCCAGCUGAAGCGCGCCCAGGUAGAGACCGCGGACUGGACGGAACGAGCCAUGGUGGCGGCGUCUCAACUCGCCGAGGGCCAGAGCAAGGCAGUGUCCACCUUCCUCCGGAAGUUCCCCGCGGCCGCGGCGGUGACGGUCCUCUUCAAACACCUCCUCAGCCGCACUGCGGAGACCCUGGAGGAAGCAGUGAGACAACGCCUCUGCCUGCACGGCCUGUGCCUCUCUCGCCACGAGCUCAACCAGUUCCUCACGGACUUCGCGGGCCUAAGGGGCGUGGAGCUGAACGUGGUGGCGCAGAGCAUCUUCGGGGCCAUGGACCUGGAGCGCGAGGGCCAGGUGCCGCAGGACCUGCUAUUGCAACGCCUUGAUGAGCCGCCCUCCAUGAAGGAGGUGUGGCUGGCAGAUUUGGACAACCUUUGGCCCGGCCGAGACGCGGUGAUCCAGUACGCCCGCCGUGAGAGCCCCCCGCAGACACCCGACAGGGUCGACAGGAGGCAGCCCUCACGACGGAGCCGGCCAGGCUCCGCUGCCACAGCGCCCGGGGCCUUUCGCCGCGACGAGCGCCACGACACGCAGAACGGGGCGUGGCCGAUGCCGUCCCCGCCUUCGAAGCCGUGCCUUGCCAAAAGGCCUGGCACUGCCGUUUCCACCAGAAACAGUCGGAGAGACCAAGAAGGUCUGCGGCUGAGCGGUUCCGCACGGGAGCCCGUGACCGAGGGGCGACAGGAAAGAAAAGACGCCGGCCGCCGCGCCGCGCGUAGCGAGCAGCGCGCUGGAAGCAAGGGCGACGCGUGGCUCGAGUCGAGACCGAUGGCCGGCACGUCGACAAAGAUCCGGCAGCUUCAGGCGGCGUCGGGCGAGCGGCACAAGUCGAGUCAUCGGGCCAACUUGCGAUGA
Messenger RNA from Effrenium voratum, 1954 nucleotides. The record is from the annotation of a GenBank genome assembly. NCBI's taxonomy places the organism in Eukaryota, Dinophyceae, Suessiales, Symbiodiniaceae.